GAGCGGCUCACCACAGGACAGUGUAGUCGGGGGGAGCGCAAAGACCGAAUGGAACGGGACUUCAACGCCAAACAGGAUCAGUUCUCGGCCCAGUUCCAGGACCGUGUUACUUGGUGAGCCACCAUGCCGGCCGGGUCGGUGAAACUGGAAAGUAUCAAAAGGUUUGGCCAGGAGAAUCAGAGUUACGAUGUCUCCGAUGACGAACCAGCUGGCUCCUACAUGAGCAUGACCACAACCAAGGAAACAAAGCAAGCUGAAGGCAAGAAGAAUGACGCUACAAUAAGAGUUGGCUUUUUUCAGCUGUUCCAUUUUGCGACAUGCCACGAGGUGGCAAUGAUGGUGGCGGGCAGCGUGUGCGCCGUGCUGCACGGCUCGGCCCAGCCGCUCAUGCUGCUGGUGUUCGGCCUGCUGACCGACACCUUCAUCGAGUACGACAUCGAGCUGAACGAGCUGAGCGACGGGAGCAAGGAGUGCGUCAACAACACCAUCCAGUGGAGCAGGAACUACACCGACGGGCUCCUGAACGCCUUCCAGCAGUCGCACUGGGGCCCCGGCAACUUCUCCGCCGUGUUGCUGAGCAACCGGUCGUGUGGGAUCCUCGACAUCGAGUACGAGAUGACCCUGUUCGCCUUCUAUUAUGUCGGGAUCGCAGUAGCGGUCUUCAUCUUGGGAUAUUUUCAGAUCUCUCUGUGGGUGACGGCGGCCGCCAAGCAGAUCCAGCGCAUCAGAAAAAUCUACUUCAGCAAGGUGAUGAGGAUGGAGAUCGGCUGGUUCGACUGCACCUCGGUGGGCGAACUCAACACGCGCAUGUCCGACGACAUCAACAAGAUCAACGACGCCAUCGCCGACCAAGUGGCCAUUUUCCUGCAGCGCUUCACCACCUUCGUGUGCGGCUUCUGCGUGGGCUUCGUGAAAGGAUGGAAGCUGACGCUUGUGAUCGUGGCGGCGAGUCCGCUGAUUGGCGUCGGCGCCGGUCUGAUGGCUCUGUUUGUGGCUAAGCUAACGGGCAUGGAGCUGCAGGCCUAUGCUAAAGCUGGAGCCAUCGCAGACGAGGUCCUCUCCUCCAUCAGGACGGUGGCUGCUUUUGGCGGAGAGAUGAAAGAGGUGCAACGCUACGACAAAAACUUGGUGUCAGCCCAGCGUUGGGGCAUCAGGAAAGGCUUGAUCAUGGGGUUUUUCACGGGCUACAUGUGGCUCAUUAUCUUCCUGUGCUACGGCCUGGCCUUCUGGUACGGCUCCAGUCUGGUGGUGGACGCGAGGGAGUACACGCCGGGCACGCUCCUGCAGGUGUUUUUUGGCGUCCUGAUUGCAGCCAUGAAUUUGGGGCAGGCGUCACCUUGUCUGGAAGCAUUCGCCGCAGGCCGAGGAGCCGCCACCAUCAUCUUUGAAACCAUCGACAGAGAGCCUGAGAUUGACUGUUUAUCUGAAGCGGGAUAUAAGCUAGAUAAGGUCAAAGGUGACAUCGAGUUCCACAACGUGACCUUUCACUACCCUUCCAGGCCGGAGGUCAAGAUUUUGGAGCAGCUGAGUGUGGCGGUGAAGUCGGGUGAGACCACCGCCUUCGUUGGCCCGAGUGGCGCCGGAAAGAGCACGACCGUGCAACUCAUUCAGCGCUUCUACGACCCUCGAGAGGGGAUGGUGACCCUGGACGGUCACGACAUCCGCGGGCUGAACAUCCAAUGGCUGCGCUCGCUCAUCGGCAUCGUGGAGCAGGAGCCCGUGCUGUUCGCCACCACCAUCGCCGAGAACAUACGCUACGGCCGCCCCGCCGUCUCCAUGGACGACAUCGUCGCCGCCGCCAAGGAGGCCAAUGCGUACAGUUUCAUCAUGGACCUGCCGCAGAGGUUCGACACCCUGGUGGGGGAGGGCGGCGGUCAGAUGAGCGGCGGUCAGAAGCAGCGUAUCGCCAUCGCCAGGGCUCUGGUGAGGAAUCCCCGCAUCCUGCUGCUGGACAUGGCCACCUCAGCCCUGGACAACGAGAGCGAAGCUGUGGUCCAAGAGGCCUUGGAUAAAGUGCGCCAGGGCCGGACCACCAUCUCCAUCGCCCACCGACUGUCCACCAUCAAGAACGCCGACGUGAUCGUGGGCUUUGAGCGUGGCCAGGCAGUGGAGAAAGGCAAACACAGCGAGCUGCUGGACAGGAAGGGAGUCUAUUUCACUUUGGUCACCUUGCAGAGUCAGGGAGACAAAGCCCUCAAUGAGAAGGCCCGACAAAUGGCUGAGAAUGAAGAAGUGCCAGAGAAGAUCAGUCUAUCAAGGGGUGGCAGCUACCGGGCCAGCUUGAGAGCCUCCAUCCGUCAGAGAUCCAGGUCACAGCUGUCCAACCUGAUUCCGGAAUACUCCGUGUCCAUGGCUGGAGAGCUGGGCCCCAGAGCCUACGCUGUGUCACAAGCAGACCAAUCCAAGGACGCCAUCCCGGAAGAGGAGGAGGAAGAACCCGUGGAGCCGGCGCCGGUCGCUCGGAUCCUGAAGUACAACGUGCCCGAGUGGCCGUACAUGCUUUUUGGAUCUCUGGGGGCUGCUGUGAACGGGGGAGUCAACCCCGUCUACUCGCUGCUCUUCAGUCAGAUCUUGGCGACCUUCUCGCUGACAGAUACUGUGGCUCAGAGGAAGGAGAUUGAUGGCAUCUGCUUAUUCUUUGUCAUGGUCGGCGUUAUCUCCUUCUUCACUCAGAUGCUGCAGGGUUAUGCCUUCUCCAAGUCUGGAGAGCUGCUGACCCGCAGGUUACGUCGCCUAGGCUUCCACGCCAUGCUGGGCCAGGAGAUUGGCUGGUUUGACGAUCACAGGAACAGCCCCGGAGCGCUGACCACACGACUGGCGACCGAUGCCUCGCAAGUACAAGGGGCCACCGGCUCCCAGAUCGGCAUGAUCGUCAACUCUCUGACCAACAUCGGGGUGGCCAUCCUCAUGUCCUUCUACUUCAGCUGGAAGCUCACGCUGCUCAUCCUGUGCUUCCUGCCCUUCAUCGCUCUGUCAGGCGGCUUCCAGGCCAAGAUGCUCACCGGCUUUGCCAAGCAGGACAAGGAAGCCAUGGAGUCUGCAGGACGGAUCUCAGGCGAAGCCCUCAACAACAUUCGCACCAUCGCUGGUCUGGGCAAGGAGAAGAACUUUGUGGACAUGUACAAUGCACAGCUGGAUGCUCCGUACAAGGCAGCUUUGAAGAAGGCUAACGUCUACGGCGCUUGUUACGGUUUCGCCCAAUGUGUCGUCUUCUUGACCAACUCCGCCUCGUAUCGCUUCGGGGGCUACUUGGUACGCCAAGAAAAGCUCCAUUUCAGCUUGGUGUUCAGGGUCAUCUCUGCCAUCGUCACCAGCGGCACAGCCCUGGGCAGAGCUUCCUCCUACACUCCCGACUAUGCCAAGGCCAAGAUUUCUGCCGCACGCUUCUUUCAGCUGCUGGAUCGCAUGCCUAAGAUCAGCGUCUACAGUAACAAUGGACAUAAAUGGGAGAACUUCCAAGGGAACCUGGAGUUCAUUGACUGUAAGUUCACUUACCCCACCAGACCAGACAUCCAGGUCCUCAAUGGGUUGAACGUGGCGGUGAAGCCCGGCCAGACCUUGGCCUUUGUGGGCAGCAGUGGCUGUGGAAAGAGCACCAGUGUGCAGCUCCUGGAGAGGUUUUAUGACCCCGACAAGGGCAAAGUGCUGAUCGAUGGCCGCGACUCCACCCUGGUCAACGUGUCUUUCCUGCGCUCCAAGAUCGGCAUCGUGUCCCAGGAGCCCAUAUUGUUUGACUGCAGCAUCGCCGACAACAUCAAGUACGGCGACAACUCGCGCGCCAUCGGCACCAACGAGGUGAUCGCCGCUGCCAAGAAAUCGCAGCUCCACGACUUCGUCAUGUCUCUCCCUGAGAAAUACGACACCAACGUGGGCGCUCAGGGUUCUCAGUUAUCGCGAGGUCAAAAGCAGCGCAUCGCCAUCGCCAGGGCGAUCAUUCGCGACCCCAAGAUCCUGCUGCUGGAUGAAGCCACCUCAGCUCUGGACACGGAGAGCGAGAAGACCGUGCAAGCGGCGCUGGACAAGGCCAGAGAAGGCAGGACAUGCAUCGUCAUCGCCCACCGCCUGUCCACCAUUCAGAACUCGGACAUCAUCGCCGUCAUGUCUCGGGGCUACGUGAUCGAGAAGGGAACGCACGACCAUCUGAUGGCCCUGAAGGGAGCCUACUACAAGCUGGUCACCACCGGGGCACCAAUCAGCUAAUGGCAGAUGACAUGAGGGAACGUUAGAUAAUGACAGUAUUUAUUUGUGUGGAAAGGCCAGCAGGGGGUUUGAUGACCGUGUCGUGAUGCUGGCUGUCAAGCAGACUUCUAUUUGCUUGUCAUAGGGCGAGCAGUUUUUUGGAGUUCCCAGCAUGUUAUAAAAUAUACAAGGUGCUUUGCGAUAGGCCUGGUUGAAAACUGCAUACAAGUGUUUUACAUCAGUCCAUAUCCACAAUUAUUGAUUAUGACCUAUUAAAAUGAAGGACCCGGAUAAAAAUAUAUUGCAAUGCAUUUCAAAAGUCUCCUUCCUCUGAUUUGAAUCGAGGCAGAAAGCAAAGGAAUUGUCAACGCAAGCACGGGGAACACUCAAUGCAGACAAAAUCGUAAACACUGAACAACACCGGCAAAUUCCCUGACGAAUUGAAAAUUGCGAAAGUCGUACCAAUUUAUAAGAAUGGAGACAUACACCAGUUUACUAACUACAGACCAGUUUCAUUACUUCCACAAUUCUCCAAAAUCAUGGAAAACCUUUUCAAUAGCCGAUUAGAUAUAUUUAUCAACAAAAGUGGGACGCUCGUGGAGAACCAAUAUGAGCAAAUAUCUCAACAUCGAUAGCAUUAAUCAAAAUAACAGAGGAAAUUACCAAUGCAAUAGAUGGUAAAGAAUGUGCGGCCGCAAUAUUCAUGGACUUAACAAAAGCAUUUGACACAAUUAAUCAUGAUAUUUUAAUUAAAAAAAUUUGAACGAUAUGGCAUCAGAGGCUUGGUCUUGAACUGGGUAAAAAGCUAUUUCACCAACAGGAAGCAAUAUGUGAAGAUGGGUGAAAAUAUGUCAACACGGCUAGAAAUAUCUUGUGGUGUACCCCAGGGAUCAAUACUGGGACCAAGAUUGUUUAAUCUUUAUAUAAACGACAUUUGUAAAGUUACAAAGGACUUAAAGUCAGUUUUAUUUGCAGACGACACAACUGCCUUCUGUUCAGGAGAGAACACACAGAAGAUAAUACAAAAAAUAACAGAAGAAAUGAACAAAUUAAAAAGAUGGUUAGACAAAAACAGACUAUCUUUGAAUCUCAGUAAGACUAAAAUAAUGCUAUUUGGUAACAGUAGAAAAGAGCAUCAUACACAAAUACAAAUAGACGGAGUAGACAUUGAAAGGGUAAAAGAAACCAGAUUUUUGGGAGUAUUAAUAGAUGAUAAAAUCAACUGGAAAUCUCAUAUACAAAGCAUACAACCUAAGGUGGCAAAAAACAUUUCAAUAAUGAAUAAAGCAAAAUACGUCCUGGGCCAAAAAUCACUUCAUAUUCUUUACUGCUCGCUAGUGUUACCAUAUCUGAGUUAUUGUGCAGAAAUAUGGGGAAAUAACUACAAAUGUGCACGGCAUUCGUAAACCGUGUUACAAAAAAGAUCAAUUAGACUAAUACACAACGUUGGAUAUAGAGAACAUACAAACACUUUAUUUAUUGAGUCCAAAAUAUUAAAGUUCGAUGAUUUGGUAAAAUUGCAAACAGCUAAAAUGAUGUACAAAGCAAACUAUAACCUGCUACCCAAGAAUGUACAACAAUUCUUCUCAACUAAAGAUGGGAAAUAUAAUUUAAAACAUUUGUAUGCACGUACAACACUUAGAACCUUUAGCAUAUCAGUAUGUGGAAUGAAAUGAUGGGAUGGAUUAAGUAAAGAAGUUAAACAUUGUACUGAUAUGAUCCAGUUUAAGAGGUUGUUCAAAUGAAUAGUGCUUACAAAGUACAAAGAAGAAGAAUUAUGAGAAAUACUUUCAACCUUUUUGAAAAUAAAUUAUUCUUCAUCUCAGUAUGUUAAUAAUGACUGACUUAAUUAUAUAUUACAAAACUGUUGUGUUACUCAUUAACGGAUGUCAUUUUACUAUAAAAAAGUCAGUAAAUGAAUGUAUAUAUUUGUAAACGCUCUGAAGUGGGAAAGGGGUAGGAUUAAAUAAGCUUUGCUUCUUCCUACUCCUUUUCGGACAUGAUGUAAAGUGAAAUGAUAUGAAAUUGUGUGAUGUAUUAUGCUGUAAGUGUGUUCAUGUUCGAAAUAAACUAAAGAAAGAAGGAAAGAAUAAUCUCUUAAUGAGUAGGUGCGAAACUUUAGCAUGCAAGCACGCUAACAUUAAAGUGCUAACUUUUUUGCUAA
This is a messenger RNA of Nerophis lumbriciformis (worm pipefish), 6343 nucleotides long. RefSeq names its product bile salt export pump-like. Gene Ontology annotation, molecular function: ATP hydrolysis activity; ATP binding; ABC-type oligopeptide transporter activity. NCBI's taxonomy places the organism in Eukaryota, Metazoa, Chordata, Actinopteri, Syngnathiformes, Syngnathidae. Gene Ontology annotation, biological process: oligopeptide export from mitochondrion. The record is from RefSeq and is a predicted model, not a curated record. Gene Ontology annotation, cellular component: mitochondrial inner membrane.